Anoplopoma fimbria (sablefish) is the source of this 976-nucleotide messenger RNA. RefSeq names its product trypsin I-P1-like. Gene Ontology annotation, biological process: proteolysis. NCBI's taxonomy places the organism in Eukaryota, Metazoa, Chordata, Actinopteri, Perciformes, Anoplopomatidae. The transcript has 6 exons. The coding region runs from base 1 to 939 and encodes 312 amino acids. Gene Ontology annotation, molecular function: serine-type endopeptidase activity. The record is from RefSeq and is a predicted model, not a curated record.
AUGGAGCUGAAGCUGGUCGUUUGUGGCUUCGUGCUGCUGGUUUUAACAGGAAGCAAUGCACAGUCAGAUGUUUCUCCUGCAGUUUGUGGCUUGGCGCCCCUCAACACCCGGAUCGUCGGAGGUGAGAGCGCCUCAGCCGGCACGUGGCCGUGGCAGGCCAGCCUGCACAACACGAACGGACACUUCUGCGGCGGCUCCCUGGUCAACAGCCAAUGGGUGCUGACCGCCGCGCACUGUUUCUCCAGCACCAGUACUUUCGGUCUCACCGUGUACCUCGGACGGGACACCCAGCAGCUCCUGAACUUGAACGAGCAGUCCCGGUCCGUGACUCGGGUCAUCAGACAUCCGGACUACAACUCCCUGAACAGCGACAACGACAUGGCCCUGCUGCUUCUGUCCUCACUCGUUGACUUCACCGACUACAUCAGACCGGUGUGUCUGGCGUCCAACGAGAGCGUGUUCACAGCCGGGACGUCCAGCUGGGUCACCGGAUGGGGAACCAUUGGAAGUGACGAGCCCCUCCCGUUCCCUCAGCGGCUGCAGGAAGUCACGGUCCCCCUCGUGUCCAACAGUCAGUGUGACGCCGCCUAUGGCAUCAUCACAGAUAACAUGAUCUGUGCCGGCCUGGACGAGGGCGGCAAGGACUCCUGUCAGGGAGACUCCGGCGGCCCGUUGGUGAGUAAGAACGGGUCCGUGUGGGUCCAGGCCGGCGUGGUGAGCUUCGGUCGGGGCUGCGCUCUGGCAGACUUCCCCGGAGUCUACGCCCGGGUCUCCAAGUACCAGAGCUGGAUCAAGAGCACGGUCACCGGGGCCCAGCCGGGCUUCGUCGCCUUCGAGGGCGACGGGUCCACAUCCGGGACCCCCGGGCUGGUCUCCCUCUCGGCCCCACUCCUACUGUCCCUCCUACCCGUCCUCUUCUCCCUGUUGGUGCUCUCAUAGUGAAGAUUAAAGAUCUAGUAAAGUGUCAGAACCGAAU